AUGCCUCCCUCAACGGUAUUCCCAGUCCUUGGUGUCGUAGUGGAGAUUCUGCAAGAUGAGCUCUGUGAAGCUCAAAUCGUACUGGUUUAUUUGGCUGUUCAUAAGCUCGACGCACUCGAUUACCUCGUGCAGCCACCCUAUGGAACGAAGAUGGUAUCAGAAAGAGUACUCGUCGUACUUGAGCAACAUCUGGAAGCCUGUCUCGAAGUCUCCUCGAAGCAACUCCAACCAAGGGGAGACAACUUUCGCAAAAAUUGCUUUUGCAGACUUGCCACGAUACUAGGCGGAAACACCCACAAUGUCUUCCCAGGAUGCAUCAUCGAUGUAGAGUUUCUUGCCUUUGAAGAGCGCCUUGUUGUUUUUGUGCUCGAGAAUGUAAGGUAUCCCUUACUCCGUAACAAGCACACUACCGAUAGGAACAUACUCUUGGCAGUAACGUCAGUCUAUUAGAUUCGCACGGUCUAUCAGAUUCGCACGGUCUAUCAGAUUCGCACGGUCUAUCAGAUUCGCACGGUCUAUCAGAUUCGCACGGUCUAUCAGAUUCGUACUUAUCAGAUAGAAAUAUCAUCCGCAAGUAG
Molecule: messenger RNA, 578 nt
Organism: Hymenoscyphus albidus
Lineage: Eukaryota; Fungi; Ascomycota; Leotiomycetes; Helotiales; Helotiaceae
Source: the annotation of a GenBank genome assembly